Lineus longissimus is the source of this 3362-nucleotide messenger RNA. RefSeq names its product ets DNA-binding protein pokkuri-like. The coding region runs from base 1519 to 2832 and encodes 437 amino acids. Gene Ontology annotation, molecular function: DNA-binding transcription factor activity, RNA polymerase II-specific; sequence-specific DNA binding. Lineage: Eukaryota; Metazoa; Nemertea; Pilidiophora; Heteronemertea; Lineidae. Gene Ontology annotation, biological process: regulation of transcription by RNA polymerase II; cell differentiation. Gene Ontology annotation, cellular component: nucleus. The transcript is spliced from 8 exons. The record is from RefSeq and is a predicted model, not a curated record.
UGAUAUCAUCACAUGCCAGUUUAUAGUACUAACAAUAACUCAUAUAAUAGCUUGUCAAUUUAUCAAUUUAUUAAUUGAUAUACAUUUUGUAUAUUUUUAUCAUACGCUACAUGUAUACGUAGGCCUACUACUAACUAUGUUAGCGCAACGGUGAUGGUGAGGAUCAUGGUUUUGCUGUGUUUGAUCUUGAAACCUACACUCUUUGUGUUCGUUGGCUCCCCGGGUUUAUCAUCGUCAGGUUCAGUGCGGAGUAUGUUGUGUCUGUGUGGAGCCCGCUCAAAAAGCAUCCUUGAUUUUCACAGGUCGACGCAAGACGGCGCUGUUGUUUAUAUUCCUACUUUAGUUGAACAGCCACGAGGUGGCUUGCCAGUAAUCUGCGAGGAAAACUUGCGAAUUCGACCAUUUUGGGUUUGGUUAUUUAUCGAGAUUACUUGGCUCGGGCUGAUGCAUCGCUUUAAUUUUUCUAUAUGCCUGUGAUCUACCCAAGGAAGUUUUUAGUUCCUCCAUGAUCUACCCCUUGAAUCGUUGGCGAAACAAGAUGGCCACCUAUGUUGGCAGUCUCGUGACCACGUAGUUACGUUGCUGCACAGGAAGGGGUCGAGUGUCUGCGACGAUAUUGGGAAACUGGGUAAGAACACAGGGAUGUGUAUUGAGGCGUACUUUUGCCUACAACUCACUCUAUUCAGUUAUACACCCGACUCUGAUAAUCUCAGUGCACCAAGCAUUGGUUAACAAAACCAAGCGGCAUCUAUUUUUGUACGGGACUUGGAGAAAACCAGGUAAAUCUUUCUAAAACUACCCUUAAGCGGGUGACCCAUAAGUAUGUAUACGGGAUGAUGGACCAGCUGAAUACUUUUCGAAUACCGGCAUUCCUUUGGUAAUACAUACUGAGUCAUUAUUGUUAACCUAUUACAUAUUUUUUGAUACUAUCAUAGUAUCAGCAUAAAUGUCAAAGUGAUUGGGUACCGUCCAGUCCUGUUUCCGGGAAAUCGAAAAAAAAUCGAAAGUGUCCUUAAUUAUCAAGUGAGAUAUGAUAAAAUAAAGAGUGAUACACGUCAUGACAGCAAAAUUAAUGGGCGGCCCAAUCCACUCGGUUUUAUUGCACUUGCAUUCGGACGGCGAAGAUCAAGCUUGUUACAUUAUUCUCAGUAGAAAAUCGUGGUAGGUAUUUAUUCAUGGCGCUUCUGAAAGAAAUGUAAAUGACGGUUCUUAACGGUGAUUUGCCAAAUAUUAUUGGUGUUUGGUGAUGACAUUGGGCGGGCCUAUGUUAUUGUGGAAGUGUACUUCGAUAAGAAUCAACACAAAACCUCUCUAUCAAGGUUACUUCCUGCUUGGCUGUGAUUACCCGGUAAUUCACGGGCUACGAUCCGGCGAAACAUAAUAUAUGCGAAGGCCUGACGAGGUGCACGGCGUAAACACAACAACUGGACUGCCCGGUACGUUUAUUCAUAAAUCGACGAGAAAAAAGAGCAGUGAGCUGAGGUGAAGGGAAAGUUCGCCUUGCUUGACCACCAGAACAUGAUGCGCCCGAUGUCGCUCACCCCGCUCUCGCCGGCACUGGCCCACAGCCCAGACAUCGGGCUUUCUAGCAAACCGCCAUGGGAUUGGAGCAGGAAUGAAGUGUCUGAAUGGCUGUUACACUGUGAGAGAGAGUACUCUUUGGAUAAGAUCGACUUGAAGAGAUUCGCCAUGAACGGCAAGGCACUGUAUAUCUUGACAAAACAGGACUUCAUUGACCGCCUGCCUUCUAUUGGUGAUGUUCUGUACAACCAUAUCCAUGUCGUCCUGGAGGAAGCUCGGAGAACAAUGUGUGAAUCAUUGCCGCCUCAGAGAGCAGGGUUCUACGAUGAAAUACCAUUCUCGUAUCGUUCUUCAGGCCCGCUUUCCCAGCCGUUACUCGUGAAAGGCCAACCUCACUCGCCCACAACACCAGUCCUAGGUCCAAUGCAUCAUUUCGAAGGUCUCGACUCGACACGAUCUCCGAGGAUGACCGUUCCUUACUCGUACACUAGGAUGCUUGGAACACAGAUGAUCGCUGGUACGCAAGAAGACGAUGUCCCUGAAAACCUUGUCAUGUAUGAGAGACGAGAGGACCAUAAAUAUCUCGAUAUGACACCAUCACCAACCUCCAGCUUGUCGGAGAACCUGGCAAUCCAAUGCCAACCGGAAGUAGAUGAAAACAUGGUGUCCUGCCGGGAAGACCUCGAACUAAUUCAAAAUUCCCGAGAAAGGACAAUAGGUCUACAGAGCGAUGGAAAGAAAAGUAAAGCUGACGGUCGCCUACUGUGGGACUUUCUGAGCAACCUCCUAAAAUACAAUAAAGCUCCAGACAUCAUUAGCUGGGAUGAUGAACAAGAAGACAUCUUCCGGAUCCAUGAUGCAGCAGGUCUGGCAGUACUAUGGGGCCGACAGAAGAACCGCAGCAACAUGACGUAUGAAAAGAUGUCCAGGGCACUGAGGUAUUACUACAAGAUGAAUAUCAUUCAGAAGGUCAAAGGCAAACGGUUGACCUAUAGGUUCAUGAAAAAACCCGACGAGAUUCGACGAAAUAGAGGUUUGGCUUUGCGAUGUCGCGUCCAGCAGCGGAAGGAUACAACCCAUCAAAAUUCGCUGCGUAUAAACUUAGCUUCUCAAAGUCCGUCGUGCAGCGUUGGACAAUCACAAGCGCACCAAGAACCGAAUAAGGACAUUUGCCAAACAGAUGCUGCAAUAUCUUACGUACAUUUGGAUGAAAUGAAACCCCUAAUCGGGCAAUCGAUAGAGUUAAAAGUCAAUUCGCCGCUUUCCCCAAGUAGACUUGACCACAGGUCAUACCAAAAUAUGCAAGUGUGAUCACUAGGACAGUUCUAAAAAGUGUUCGUAUCUGGUUUGCCAAUAUGAAUGGAAAUCUUUAAAAUUCUGUCUGUGGACACUGAGUUAUGACUGUUCAUCACCAGUGUCCUGAAAAAGCAUCGCUGACAGAUGAACGGGGGCGCCUAAUGUGCCACCCUUAAUCCGCCAUUGCUUGUGUUCUGGUUUUGGUAGCAAAGUCUGGAAUGUGGGGAGACAUUUUAAUAGACAUAUUAAACAUUUAAAGAGGUGCUUUAGGCUGGGGCCGUUUUGACUGAGUACCCUGUCGGCAACAUCGUGUAGAUCUGGCCAACUUGGCUCCUUUAAAUCGAUAGAACAAGACAGAUAGUUGAUGUCACCACCUAUGAGGUGCUGACAGAACCUCGAAUUAUUGAGUGGAUGUAUAUCACCAUCUAUGUGAACCCGAGUGUGAAGCAUUUUGUAUGAAAGUCAAUAUCAAAAUAUUUGAGAACAAGACACGUUAUCCCAGAUAUCAUUGUGUUACAUAGCCAAUGUGAAUGAAUAAAAACUGU